UCUAAGGGCUUUUUUGUUAAGUCAAUAGGAUAAGAUAUCAAUAGAAUAAGCAUGAAAAAACUGCAUACGCCGCAUAUUAAGAAUGGCAAAUAAUUAUUAUUGAAGUAGAUUGGGAAGACGACGAACGGUGCGAGAGAUCCUGCUAUUCUACCCAUGGCCAUUGUUGUUCCGACUCCUAAUGAUCGAUAUAGAGUAUGAU
Molecule: messenger RNA, 199 nt
Organism: Paramecium octaurelia
Lineage: Eukaryota; Ciliophora; Oligohymenophorea; Peniculida; Parameciidae
Source: the annotation of a GenBank genome assembly